Molecule: messenger RNA, 8683 nt
Organism: Pseudophryne corroboree (corroboree frog)
Lineage: Eukaryota; Metazoa; Chordata; Amphibia; Anura; Myobatrachidae
Gene: SH3RF1
Product: SH3 domain containing ring finger 1
Exons: 12
Coding region: 434-3073 (879 amino acids)
Biological process (GO): positive regulation of proteasomal ubiquitin-dependent protein catabolic process; positive regulation of JNK cascade; protein ubiquitination
Molecular function (GO): protein binding; ubiquitin protein ligase activity
Source: RefSeq, a predicted model, not a curated record
UCUCACCCUCCUCUGCCAAUCACUUCCCCACCCAUAGUGUCUCCUCCUCCUCCUCCCUCUCUCCCACCCCGGGCUGUGACGCGCCUAGUGCUGCUGUCGGAUGGCAGGGAGGAGGAGGGGGAGAGUCCCUGGGAGAGAAGAGAGAGACACAUACACACAGACAGCAGGCAGGCUGUGCUGCUCGCAGAUACGGCUGCAGGGACAAAGGCACUGGCUGCUCUAGAGCCUUUUCUCACUGCCCCCGUCCUGUGCUGGGAUUAUUGCCCCUCUCCUGCUGCAUCCUGCGAUCUCCUCCAUGGAAAGCUGAGCCCUCUGCCCAUACUCUGCAGUAGUGUCUGCUGAGCGCUGGACUUCCCCCGUGCAGGUGACGAUAGAGGAAUGGAUAUAACAUAACCAGCCCUGAAGCUCCAAGUCUGACUGUGAAUCUUUACAAAUGCUUGUCUCCCUGCAAAACAGUGCUGAUAAAAGCAUGGAUGAAUCUGCCUUGUUGGACCUUUUAGAAUGUCCCGUGUGUCUGGAGAGACUCGAUGCCACUGCUAAAGUCUUGCCAUGUCAACACACGUUCUGCAAGCGCUGCCUGCUGGGGAUUGUAAGUUCCCGGAGUGAGCUGCGUUGCCCGGAGUGCAGGACGCUGGUGGAGUGUGGGGUGGAUGAGCUUCCCAGCAAUAUUCUACUGGUCAGGCUGCUGGAUGGAAUCAAACAAAGGCCAAGGAAACCUGGGGCAGUGCUGAGCACUGGGAAUAGCACAAAUGCAUUAAGGGCACAAGGCAACGUUACUACUAAUUGUGGCACAAGUGAUGCACCGAGUACUCAAGGAGGACCUCAGAGAAUACAAGCACGAAGCCCUCCUGUAAGGGGUGUACCUCAGUUACCGUGUGCCAAAGCUUUGUACAACUACGAAGGGAAAGAGCCUGGGGAUCUGAAAUUUAACAAGGGCGACAUCAUCGUGCUUCGCCGCCAGGUUGACGAGAAUUGGUACCACGGAGAAAUCAAUGGCGUCCACGGCUUCUUCCCAACCAACUUUGUGCAGAUUAUCAAGCCUUUACCUCAACCUCCGCCUCAAUGCAAAGCACUUUAUGACUUUGAAGUGAAAGACAAGGAAGCUGACAAGGAUUGCUUGCCCUUUUCAAAGGAUGACAUUCUCACCGUAAUCCGCAGAGUGGAUGAGAACUGGGCAGAAGGAAUGUUGGGAGACAAAAUAGGAAUAUUCCCGAUUUCCUAUGUAGAGUUCAACUCUGCAGCUAAGCAACUUAUAGAGCUGGACAAGCCCUCGGGAGUGGACUCUGGGGAAGGAACUUCUGGGACAACAUAUAGCAGCUCUUCACAAAAGCACACAGAUGCCAAGAAGAACACCAAAAAACGUCACUCCUUUACCUCCCUUACCAUGUCCAACAAGUCAUCACAGUCUGUACAGAACCGUCAUUCCAUGGAGAUCAGUCCUCCUGUGCUCAUUAGCUCCAGCAACCCCACUGCUGCGGCCAGGAUUAGCGAGCUGUCCGGUCUGUCCUGCAGCGCUCCUUCUCAGGUCCAUAUCAGUACUGCAGGGCUAAUUGUGACCCCACCCCCAAGCAGCCCAAUAAUAAGUGGUCCUGCAUUUACAUUCCCACCGGAUAUCACCUACCAAGCUGCUCUAGGAGAUUUGAAUCCACCUAUUCUUCCUCCUCCACCCUUGACUGCUGCUGUUAUUGUCUCCACAACUUCUGGGGCAACAUCUUCUACUGCUGGACAGAGAUUGGCUAGUGGUCCUGCUGAACAAGUCGCCCAUCUUAGGCCAUCCACUCGACCAAGCGUGUAUGUGGCAAUCUAUCCAUAUUUCCCACGUAAGGAGGAUGAACUGGAGCUACGGAAAGGUGAAAUGUUUCUGGUAUUUGAACGCUGUCAGGAUGGAUGGUUCAAAGGCACUUCUAUGCACACCAGUAAGAUUGGAGUCUUCCCUGGGAAUUACGUUGCACCUGUCACAAGGGCAUUAACAACUGGAACACACACUAAACUUGCUAUGGCAACAGCAGGUAUAGGCACACAAAUCGUGAACAUGGUAGCCCCAUGCUCUAGCGGAGUACCGUGCCAGAAGUUACAAGGAAACGGAGUAGACUUCUGCAAAGUAGUUAAUUCGAAUGGUGUUCCCCCGGCAGUUGUUCCAGGAAGUCAUAUUCAAACCAGCCCACAAGCCAAGGUCUUGAUACACAUGAGUGGCCAAAUGACCGUAAACCAAGCCCGCAAUGCUGUCCGGACAGCUGCUGCACACAGUCAGGAGCGACCAACAGCCGCAGUUACGCCCAUCCAGGCUCAGAACUCAUCUUGCCUUAGCCAAACAACUGGCAACACCCAGCAAGGCGCCUCUACCCAGCAAAUGCAGCCUCCACUUUCAAGUUCAGUUGCUUACAUCAAUGCUGCCAUGAAUCUCAACAGAGCAAAUGUUCCAAUGGCUGCCAAUCCUUCCAGCAGCAGUGCGCCAUCUGUGGAGGCAGAUUGCAGCUGGAAAUCUGUCCCUGGAGUCUCCGGCUGUUCCUUAUCUCCUGAUAAUGCCUCUGCACCAUUAACUUCUGCUAAUAAGCAAGACAAGGAUAGCAAGAAGGAAAAAAAAGGUUUGCUCAAGUUGUUGUCUGGUGCCUCCACCAAAAGAAAGCCCCGUGCGUCUCCACCUCACUCACCGACUCUAGAACUGGAACAGGCAGCUACAGAGUCAGCCCUGGAAGGCGCAGUAGGCCCUGAUAUUGUCAGCAACUGUGGCCGGGCAGCUGCCUGCACUGUGGAUUGUGAAGCUGUAUCUGGCUCUGCUCUCGCACAAGAGAACCGCAAAACAAGUUUGGUGGAUCUCAAUGUUCCUAUAGCUCCUCCACCAAGACAGCCUUGCUCCUCACUGGGCCCCGUACUAAAUGAUUCCCGGCCUGUAGUCUGUGAAAGAUACAGGGUGGUGGUAUCAUAUCCUCCGCAGAGCGAAGCUGAGCUGGAACUCAAGGAAGGAGACAUUGUAUUUGUGCACAGGAAACGUGAGGAUGGUUGGUUCAAAGGCACGCUCCAGCGAAACGGCAAAACCGGAUUAUUCCCAGGCAGCUUUGUGGAGAACAUUUAAUUUUUUGUUUUCGGUAGCUUACAAAAAAGAGCACAAAACAUCCGAGCUGUCUCUGUGUAGACAUUGGACGUCACCAGUGGCACACGAGUUGAGGAAGAACGCAUUUGGCAGCCACGCAGCCCCUACCACACGCUGCUGGAAAGGACUGGAACGUGUCCACUGAUUUAUUAGUUACCCAGACUUUGUUUUGCCCAUGUCAUUUGUGCCUUGUACUGUUUAGUUUUAUACUUUUUUUUUUAUUUCAUUUUCCCUUUUACCCUAACAACAAAUAAACUAAUGUUUACAAGGCAUUAGCUAAUAAUUUAUUUGCUUCCUCUCCGUUUUGUACAUUUUGAAAGUACUUUUUUUUAGAUUGCAAUCUUUUGAAAUGAUAAAUAUAGCAAAUGAUUAAUUUAUGAAAUGGCACAGAACAGAGAAGCUGGUUUCUUUUCUCUCCAACCGACAUAGAUACUGCGCCUUAGAAUCUUGUUUUUAAGUAAUUGUUCUGACCAGUGGAAUAUAGUCUGUGUAUUGUGUAGCGUAACACAUUUGUGCGGACAGACGAGAGGGAAGCAUCAAUGACAUGUACUUGUGUGUUUGCCAUUUAGAGGGUGCACUUGUGUAGGUGUAUGUGUUUUGUUUCUCUUACUAGUAAUACAGACUGUCUAGGUAAUGCACUAGUGAUGGCUUUGGCUCUGAGCUCUUAACAUCAGCAUCUCUGACUCAAUAAGGCACAGACCGGAUAUCGUAACUUCUCUUUCAUUAACUCCACCACAAAUAAAGUCAUUAUGACGGCAGCAGUGUAGGAGUUGUUAUUGGAAAACUGUUCUCUGACGAUAGUGUAGUGUGUGGUAGUAGCGUGAGACUGAUCUUAUAUGGGAAUAUACUUGACUGUACAUCAUCCACACAGACCUCAAAAGCAUUAUUUACAGUAGAAAUAGCUUCCUGAUGCCGGGAUCCCGAAGGAGGACACAAUGCCGGCGUCUGCAUACACGCCGCUUGGGAUGCUGGCAUCACAUUACCGACAACCAGCAUCCCGAUCGUCCUUACAGCGGGACGCGCUGGCGUCCUGCCACAGGGGGAGGUUAGGGUUAGGAAGGAGAAGUGGGGUUAGCAUUAGGGAGCAGGAAAGGUUCGGGACCGGGGAGGUUAGGUUUAGGCACUUAGAGGGGGAGGGUUAGGUAUCAAGCGGGGAGUGUUAGGGUUAGGUACCCCCAACGGAAGGUUAGGGUAGGGAAAAGGUGAGGGUUAGGGCCCUUAAUGGGGGGCUGUUGGGAUUCUGAUGGACAGGAUGGCGCUGUCGGUAUACUGACAGCCGGCAUCCCGUCCAUCGGCAAAUCAUACUGAUCCCAUUCACAGUACAUCUAGCUAUCAUUAAUCGGCUGUCCCAGUUGUGGUCGGUGUGAUCAAUCGGCUUUAUACCCAACUAGACGAAGAACUAAACAUUGAGUGGGGGGUUUUCCCCCUUAGCAUUAGACUUUCCUUUCAGUAUCUCAUAACGUUGAUACAUAUUGUGAUUUCAAGAUUAGUAGAGUAGGAUAGUUAGGUAAUUUAUCAGGUCUGCUUGUUCCAGCAUCAUUCUUCUUUUUGAUGUAAAUUGCAUUUGAAUAUUUGUUGUUAGUUUUUACAUUAAAGUGAGCUAUAUUUUCCAGCUCAUACUGUUUAUGUGAAAGAAAGUUCAUUACUUGAUAUUGUAAGAAAUAUUUUUCAUACAUAAUAGGCCAUGUAUGCAUUCGUGUACAGAACUGUUUCGGCCAUGUAUGCAUUUGUGUACAGAACUGUUUCGGCCAUGUAUGCAUUUCUGUACAGAACUGUUUCGGCCAUGUAUGCAUUUCUGUACAGAACUAUUUCGGCCAUGUAUGCAUUUCUCUACAGAACUGUUUCGGUCACGUACGCAUUUCUCUACAGAACUGUUUCGGCCAUGUACGCAUUUCUCUACAGAAUUGUUUCGGCCAUGUAUGCAUUUCUACACUGAACUAUAAGACUUCCGGCUUAUCACUUUUUAUCUGACAGCAUUAUGAUCAAACAUUGAAUAUUGGGUAUGAAGUUUUUCAAGUGUCCUGGUUGUUGUAUGAAAGACCAUUACUAUCUGAACUGAACAAAGUUAGGCAGCUAUUUCCAGAUUAUUUAGCUUUACAGGUUGAAGAACAUGUUCUAUAUUCAAGAUUAUAAUGUUCUGCAGUCAAAACGCAGUGCCAUAAACUUCUAGUAAACUUACUGUAAUAAAUGUACAGCUAAUCAUGAUGAACAAGUGAACUAAGACUAAGGAGGAAUUCAAUUAGCUGCAGUAGUUUGCAGCUGGCUAAUUUAUCCCGCAGGGCUGUUCAAUUAGCCCCAAAGACAGCCCACAGGCUACGUUAACGGGGAUAUUUUUUUCAGGACUGCACCAGAAUUAACCUGUGCUUGGGUGCUGCGGUCAUGUUAAAACAUAGGUCUGGGAAUUUAUGCUAGAUCAGAGGUUCUCAAACUCUGUCCUCAGGACCCCACACAGUGCAUGUUUUGCAGGUAACUCAGCAGGUGCACGGGUGUAUUAAUUACUGACACAUUUUAAAAGGUCCACAGGUGCAGCUAAUUAUUUCACUUGCAAUUCUGUGAGGAAACCUGCAAAACGUGCACUGUGUGGGGUCCUGAGGACCGAGUUUGAGAACCUGUGUGCUAGAUUAUAUGUUUUAACAACCAUUAAUAGUUAAUUAAUAGGCUGAGAAACAGGGUCCCUAAUUGAAUAGCCACGGUUGUUAAAGCCCGAGGCUAACAGCCUUUUUCACACACAGUAAAUUAUCUGGGCUAAUCGAAUUACCCCUUAUGUGUACUAAGGGUAUGCAGUCAUUAUGUUGAUAUUCAGAAUAUCGAAACUGUCAACAGUGGAAAUGUCGUCAUUGUGAAUGUUGAAAGGCGCACUGUUGAGAGUCCAUAUUAGUAUUCGUCUGUGUUUAGGCUACAGUUAGGGCUCAGAUAUUCUAAAUACCGACUGGCAUUACGUUCAUGCAGUCCUGCAGCCCAUAAGUAAAAUCCACCACUGUAUGUCUCCAUUGCUAUAAUGCCAGACAUUUACAUUGGUUUUAGCUGAUAGUAUUGGGAGGGAGCUUCGUAAUACAGUAAGGGGUAUAUUUACCAAAGGUUGAUUUUCAUUUAUUCUUAUCAAAAUAAAGAUGAUGGAAAUCGAUCGAAACCGAUGUGAUGUUUCAAGGGCUAAAACACACAUUUACUAACAUUUACAAAUUAUUAUAAAAAAUCAUGUUAGUAAACGUGUGUUUUAGCCCUGGAAAUACAACAUCGAUUUAGUUCAACUUUUGUUGAUUUGAAAUCAAUCAUGCGUAAAUAUAUCCCCUAGAAUCAUUGCAAAUUCACCAGAUGAAUAAAAAGCCAGCUCCUGCGUGCGGUUAUUUGUUUAGUUAGAACAAUCAGCAAGUCAUCUGCUGUGUACGGACUCCGCUCACAACUUUCCAGUAAAACACUCCCUUUGGAAUUUGGGUAAUCAAGUAAUCUCUUGACUGUACAUCUAUGUGCCUGUCUUUUACAUAAUGAGGAUCAGCAAAGAGCUGCUUUUGUGUAGAGCGUUAUUGUAGCUUAUCUGUUUGUUCCCUAAAUCAGAAAUAUAUACUGUACAUUCUACAGCUAGGAAUUGUGGUAGUAACAUCAUUAUUUGCAUUUUCCCCCACACAGCUACUAAGCAUAUAUAGUCCCCUUGUCACACUUAAGGUGCAUACACAAUGGGCAUUUUUGCCCAGUGUGUAUGCAGAGCGAUGAUGUGAACAUCGCUGGGCGGAAAAUCGCUCAGUGCAUACACACUGAGUGAUUUUCACCCCGGCCCAGUGAUGUUCGUGUGGGGUGAACCACUUUCCACAGUAGGAGACUGUGGAAAGUGGUUCACUCUGCCGGUAAAACAGCCUGAUGAACGGCGGCGGCCAGCGAUGAUGCGGGAGCGCGCAUCAGCUUUCACCGCUCAUCGCCUGGCCAUACACACAGGACGAGUUUAAGCUCAAAGUAGCUCAAAACGCCCAAAGUGAGCUGCUUUGAGCUCAAAAUCGACUAGUGUGUGGGCCUUUAUUUGGCCAUGUCUUGCGCUUUUUAGCUUGCAGAGAACUAAAAACAAUUAAUAUCAAAAAAAUUACAGCUAAGGGGGAGAGUUAUGAAAUCAUAAAGGGGGGAGAUGUACUAAGCCUUGGAGAGAGAGAGAGUACCAGCCAAUCGGCUCCUGCCAUGUUACAAGCUGUGUUUGAAAAAUGACAGGAGAUGGUUGAUUGGUACUUUAUCUCUCUCCACUUAUCACUUUCCAAUGCUUAGUACAUCUGCCCCAGAUUGAGAUAAAGUGGAGAAGUUGCUCAAAGCAACCAAUUGGCUUAUAACUGUCAUUUUUCUAGCAUAGCCUGUAAAAUGUCAGAAGCUGGGAAUUUAUCUCUCUCUCCGCUUUAACUUUCUCUCCAAGAUUUGAUAAAUCUUACCCUUAGCAUGAUAUUGUUUUUACUUUAUGCUAUUCCUCCAAUGAAACAUGUAGAGUAGAGACUGUUGGGUUGCAAGUGCAGUGACUGUGGCAUCUACCAGCCAUAAGUCCAUUCUAGCAACAGCCCAAUACACAAAUGGCGCUUAUAAAUAAACCACAUACUGUAUAUGUAAGGAAGAACUGUAAUGGGUAUAUCAACACUUUCGGCAUUCAAGAAUUCAAACAUCCCACUAUCUGCUUAAGGUGCAUACACACGGUGAGAUUCGGGCUAACCCCGAUUCUCACUAUGCGGCAGGGGCUAGGUCGGCAUCACAAGCAUAUAAUGACGGUGCUUGCGAUACUGACUCUGCGAUUUUGGCUAAGUGUCAAUUUUAACUUUCUUUUGUACGAGAUAGUCAAAAUUGACUUGCCUGCACAGUCUAUCUAAGCUUGUGAUGCCGACCGCGCAUCGGGAUCGCAAGGUGACCUUGCAGUCUGCACUAACUAUUCUUACGAUUUUGACUAUAUAGUCAAAAUCGUAAGAAAAUUUCUCACCGUGUGUACACACCAUUAAUCUACAUAUGUGUGCAAAGAGGAUUGUAUUGUGUCCUAGUUUAGCUAACGCUUGGCCGCCUUAUCCUGCCACGAUGAUAUAAGUAACCUGACAGCUUAGACAGGCUUGUUUAGAGUAGAGCUAUCACUGCUGUAAGUUGUUGGAUCAUUAUAGCUAUAAUUGCUUAAAUGCCAGAUGUCACUGCAGUUCUGUAACCAUGUUUUGUUUUUGGGGGGGAACGGGGGGUUAUAGCAUACUUGAAUUUCAGUGUAAAUUUAUGUCUUGUGAAAUAUAAUAUAAUGAAGAUGAAGCUGGCUUCAGCUUUUCUUAACAUAACUAGUUAAUACUUGUAGGGUUGUAAUCUUUUUAGGACAGACAGACUUUUAUUAGCGACCAUAUCAUUUUCCAGUGACAAGAAGGUUUCCGCUGAUAAGGACCUACAAUAUAGAGGAAUCUGCAAGGAAGAAAUGGAAUUCUAACCUUGGCAAUAUGUUUGCUACAUUUCAUGCUACAAAAUGUGUUCUGUUAGAAUCUGCUGUCAUUUUUAUGCAUCAUUUGAUGAUAAAUGUUUUGUAACAAGGAUUUGUCGCACAGCAGUACAUUUAUAAAAGACAUAACUAAACUUUUUUCAUCAAAAAUAAAGAUAGUUGAAAACAAA